This is a messenger RNA of Bolinopsis microptera, 765 nucleotides long. RefSeq lists its product as uncharacterized. Bases 1 to 765 code for a protein of 254 amino acids. Lineage: Eukaryota; Metazoa; Ctenophora; Tentaculata; Lobata; Bolinopsidae. The record is from RefSeq and is a predicted model, not a curated record. The transcript has a single exon.
AUGACGUUUGCUAGGAUGAUUACUCCUCCACUCCUCUUUAGAAAACACCAUAAGAUCUGUUUCCACAUAGAGCUACCGUACAUCCCUCCACCCUCUACCUCAACCCUCUACCUCCACCCUCUAUCUCCACCCUCUACCUCCACCCUCUACUUCCACCCUCUACCUCCACCCUCUACUUCCACCCUCUACCUCCACCCUCUACUUCCACCCUCUACCUCCACCCUCUACCUCCACCUUCUACCUCCAGUCUCCACCCUCAACGUCCACCCUCUACUUCCACCCUCAACCUCCACCUCCACCCUCUACUUCCGGUUUCCACCCUCAACUUCCACCUCCACCCUCUACCUCCACCCUCUACCUCUACCUCUACCUCCCCCUCUACCUCCCCCUCUACCUCCACCCUCUACCUCUACCUCUACCUCCCCCUCUACCUCCACCCUCUACCUCCACCCUCUACUUCCACCCUCUACCUCCACCCUCUACUUCCACCCUCUACCUCCACCCUCUACCUCCACACUCUACCUCCACCCUCUACCUCCACACUCUACCUCCACCUUCUACCUCCAGUCUCCACCCUCUACCUCCACCCUCAACUUCCACCUUAACUUUCACCGUCAACCUUCACCCUCUACUUCCACCCUCAACUUCCACCUCGACUCUCUACCUCGACCCUCUACCUCCAUCCUCAACUUCCACCUCCACCCUCUACCUCCACCCUAUACCUCCACCCUCUACAUCCACCCUCUCCCACAAACCUUAUAUUAA